CAACAAUAGGUUAAAAGUAAUCUCAAUUCGUUUUGUUUUUUUUCGUUCUCGCCUGUCUGCCUGCCCUAAGCCGAGAAACCAAAAAUCGGCGCCAUGACGAAGAGCAGGAACAAGAAGAAGAGAGACGACGACACCGUUUCUAUGGACGUUUCCGAAACUAAGAGCGUCGUCUCUGAAUCUGCUCCCCAAGCCAUGGACACUUCGGAGACCGGAGACGCCAAACUCGCUGCUCGUAAUCGUAACCUGACAAGCGCGAAGAAAGGAAAACCUAUGAAGAGAACGAAGAAUGCAAGAAAGGUGAAAGCUGUGGCUAAAGCUAUAGCAAAGAACGACAAGUAUGAAGAGAAAGCUUCCAAGAACGUUUCCAAAAAACAGAGAACUCUUUCCGCCAAGAAAUUGUAUGAAUGAUUUUGUUCUCAACUCAAAGCGAAAAGUUUUUUAAGGUUAAAGGUUUCGUAGUCUAUUUUUGUUCUUGUGCUUAUCUUAGCAAAAGAAUCUCUACAAGUUUGUACUUCUCCUUUUUAGUUUCAGAAUUUUUUGAUAUUUACGGAUAUUAUCAUAUGGGAAUAUUUGUUACCAGGAGUGAUUA
Messenger RNA from Brassica rapa (field mustard), 589 nucleotides. RefSeq lists its product as uncharacterized. NCBI's taxonomy places the organism in Eukaryota, Viridiplantae, Streptophyta, Magnoliopsida, Brassicales, Brassicaceae. The record is from RefSeq and is a predicted model, not a curated record.